This is a messenger RNA of Trachemys scripta elegans, 7719 nucleotides long. RefSeq names its product jade family PHD finger 1 (gene JADE1). Gene Ontology annotation, cellular component: histone acetyltransferase complex. The transcript is spliced from 9 exons. Gene Ontology annotation, biological process: regulation of transcription by RNA polymerase II. The record is from RefSeq and is a predicted model, not a curated record. NCBI's taxonomy places the organism in Eukaryota, Metazoa, Chordata, Testudines, Emydidae. The coding region runs from base 2357 to 4789 and encodes 810 amino acids.
CUUUUAGUGGUUUGGGUUAUUUGUUCUUGAUUUAUGGUGAACAGUAAAAGUUUAUUUUUGGUAGUUUCAUAGCCUUUAUUUGGCCUUAAUUAAUAGUUUUUAUUUGUUAACAGACUUGUCAAACCAGACAUCUGUCUCUUUUAAGCUUCAUAUGCAGUGCUUUGAGGAAUUCAAAUCAAGGAAGGAAAUGUAAAUCAAUUUGAACUUUUUGGGUGGGUCAUUUGUAGGCACCAAAUGUAUAUGAUCCACUGCAUACAAGUUUGCAGAUGCCCUUGCCUGAACUGGUCUGAGACAAUCAUUAGACCGCAGACUGUAUUGUGGCUGAAAACAAGGUAUUUACCUCAGAAGGUGAAAUUUCUUGGGUUAAGUCAUUUUCACUGUGUCAAAGUACUUUAAAUGCUUCAGUGGCUGAAGUUGGGAGAGAGGCAUAUUUAGCUAGAUUUCAUGAUGACAGUGUACUUCCUUCGCCCCAGGGAUAAUCAGUUUUUCAUGGGGGAAUUAUGUACACUGUUCAGUGUAUUAAAAACACAACAAGAGAGCCACUUGACCAUCAAGUAAAUGACCAGAGAUAACUUUUCAAACCCUGAUCUUGUCUUUCUUGGCCUAGACCUAUUUUUGUGAUGUUUCUUUCUCUCCUCAUGCACACAUACUAACCUGUGGCUCUUCCAAUAUUCUAUUUUUUUCCCUCCCUUUGCCUUUCUUCCCAGUCUGAGAGGUCUUUCUUCCACUUCCCCCAAGUUCCUGUUUGUUCUUAUUUCUUGGAUUGUCUCAGUCUGCGACAGCAUGCUAUGCUGAUUCCAGUGUGCCAGCAGAUAAGUGACACUCAUUAAACUCUCAGGGUGAAAUCCUUGCCUCAUUUGAAGUCAGUGGCAAAACUCCCAUUGACUUCAGCAAGGCCAGGAUUUCACCCUCUCUCUGUCUCUGAAGUGCUGUGUGCCAGUUCUUCAGAGAUAAUAAUUUUGUAAACUUCUUUUGGCUCCAGGCCCAUUGAUUGCAUCAGAAAUUAGCAGAGCAGCAAGGAUAGUGACACAAGGCAGAGAGUCUUAGAAAGGAUUUUCUUGAUGGUCAAGUAUUCCAUUAACAACUUCUUGUGUAGUACCCAAAAUAACUAGCCACAAGCUAUCAGACUGAAAAAUUUUCAUAUCUUGUUUUUUACUCAAAUCACUAGAAGUCCAAAACCUUAUGGCUGGCUCUGCUAGUUUACUGGGAGAGUGAGUUUGUUUUGUGGAUUCUGUUUCAUUUCUUGAUUGCAACCUCACAGGACUGAUAGUUUAGAUUUUUUAAAAAGCGUUUUAUUUUAUUACAUUACCUAUAUUCAUCCUUUUCUUCUUUUCUUGAGAAACUUACAAAUUAAUACUUAAUUGUAGUGGGAUUUAUUCUUACAAAAAUGCAGACUUGCACCUGAAAUUCAAAAAAUGUCAUCACUGGGUGUAAACAGUUUUGAAAAAUAAAAAUAAGUAACACUUGGAUGUUCCCCAAUGAGAAAUCCAGGGCAUAACAGAGAGAAUGAGAGAGUGGGGAAAAUUCGGGCAUAUCAUGUGGCCAGGCUUUUUAUAUUGUAUUUCACUGUAGAGAUUUUUUUCCCCUAAUGAUCAGACUAAUGAUCGGUUCCCUAAAACGUGUAAAAAAAUCAUAGAUGACUUAUUGUAAUUUGAAGUGUUUUAAUGGCAUAUGAAAGAAGCCACUAUCCCCAGGGAAGGCAGCCUUUAUGAUUUGUGUAACCACAGUGGAUGCACAUACCUUACAGAUUUGUGCUUUAUCCACAGCCAAACACAAUUAUUGUCAGAUACUAACACAAAACAGCCAAUAUGGAAGUUGGAUUAGGGAUUCAGCACAAGAGUAGCAAGUGUGAAGUAAAUUUGCAUCAUUAGCAAUGUUUGGAGAAUCUAGGAUCAGUGUCUUGCCUUCCUGAAAAUCUGCCUGAAACUUCAUAACUAUACAGUAUGGAGCUGGAUAUGUGCCUUGCUGACUAUAGCUGCCAUAAACUCCUGAGUUUGCAUAUGAACUUUUCUUGUGGUUUUCCUGACUGGUGCUGGAUGGGCUGAUUCCCUUGUUCUGUUUGGCAAAGGGCUUGGUUUACAAUCUUACAUUUUUGUUUUCAUUGCUUGUUUGCUUUAAAACCUGUUGCACAUCCGUUCCUUUGCAUGUGGCAUUAAUUAGUUAAUGUAUGUAAAGUGCUAUUGAGAUAAAAAGGGUGAAGUAUUAGUUAUUACUGUUACGUAGCAGUUUUGGUUGGGGGCAAAAGGGACAGGGAACGCUGGAAGAUGUCUAGGCAACUGCUGUCUUGCUAUUCUCAUGCCUGCGAUAUCACCCUUCAGUUUCUGCUUCACUGAGAGGCAGUGGCAAACCAGGCAGAAUGGAGCUGCCACAGCAGCAGCGCAGCAUACUCCUCACAAGGGUGUUCAGAACGGACUUGAUCACUGCCAUGAAGCUACCCGACUCCUACCAACUGAACCCUGAUGAGUACUAUGUGCUGGCAGACCCCUGGAGGCAGGAGUGGGAAAAGGGAGUUCAGGUGCCAGUUAGCCCAGGGGCCAUCCCCGAACCAGUAGCCAGGGUUGUGUCUGAGACAAAAGCAGUCACAUUUACAAGACCCAGGAAGUACAUCCUUUCUUCAGGUUCUGAGCCUCCUGAGCUGGGAUACGUUGAUAUUCGAACCUUGGCGGACAGUGUGUGUCGCUAUGACCUCAAUGAUGUGGAUGCAGCAUGGUUAGAACUGGCCAAUGAAGAAUUUAAAGAGAUGGGAAUGCCCGAACUGGAUGAGUACACCAUGGAGAGAGUCAUGGAGGAAUUUGAACAGCGAUGCUAUGACAGUAUGAACCAUGCUAUUGAGACUGAAGAAGGGCUGGGGAUUGAGUAUGAUGAGGACGUUGUCUGCGACGUUUGCCAGUCCCCAGAUGGGGAGGAUGGCAACGAAAUGGUGUUCUGUGACAAAUGUAAUAUCUGUGUACACCAGGCAUGUUAUGGAAUUUUAAAGGUGCCAGAAGGCAGUUGGCUAUGCCGGACCUGUGCGCUUGGUGUUCAGCCAAAGUGUUUAUUGUGUCCCAAGAAAGGUGGAGCUAUGAAGCCAACUCGUAGUGGGACGAAGUGGGUCCAUGUUAGCUGUGCACUCUGGAUUCCAGAGGUGAGUAUUGGCAGCCCAGAAAAGAUGGAGCCCAUAACCAAGGUCUCUCACAUUCCCAGCAGUAGAUGGGCAUUAGUGUGCAGCCUUUGCAAUGAGAAGAUUGGGGCAUCCAUACAGUGCUCGGUGAAAAACUGCCGAACAGCUUUUCAUGUCACAUGCGCAUUUGACCGUGGCUUGGAGAUGAAGACCAUCCUGGCGGAGAACGACGAGGUCAAGUUCAAGUCAUACUGCCCCAAGCACAGCUCCACCAAAAAACUGGAUGACGAAAACCUCUGUGAAAACACCAGCCAGGAGAAUGAGAAUGGGACACAGGACAGCUCUCCUUGUGCCCACAUAGAGCCCUUCCACAGCCUUGAUCAAAACCAGGAGGAGGCCCACAGGGUCAGUGUCCGCAAGCAGAAGCUCCAGCAGCUGGAAGAUGAGUUCUAUACAUUUGUCAAUGUCUUAGAAGUGGCUAAGGCCCUGCGGCUGCCUGAAGAGCUGGUGGAGUUCCUGUACCAGUACUGGAAGCUCAAGAGGAAAGGCAAUUUCAACAAGCCCUUGAUCACCCCAAAGAAAGACGAAGAGGACAAUCUGGCCAAGCGGGAGCAGGAUGUUUUGUUCAGGAGACUGCAGCUCUUCACGCACCUCCGGCAGGAUUUGGAGAGGGUUCGGAAUCUGACUUACAUGGUGACCCGAAGGGAGAAGAUUAAGCGAUCUGUUUGCAAAGUCCAGGAACAGAUAUUCAAUCUCUACACAAAACUUAUGGAUCAAGAACGAGUUUCAGGUGUGCCUUCUUCCUCCUCAGUAGAAAACAUGGUGUUGUUCAACAGUCCACCUUUGGGUCCUGAUGCUCCCAAAAUAGAGGAUUUGAAGUGGCAUUCUGCUUUCUUCAGGAAGCAAAUGGGCACUUCUCUGACACACACAUUGAAAAAAUCACACAAGGGAGACAGAGUAAGGAACAGCUCUGGGAGUGACAGAAAAUCCCUGCUUAAACAACCCAGCCGAAGGGAAGGUGGUGUGACUCCAGGUAGCUUUUUAAAUUUUGAAAAGGCCUUUGCAGAAGCACGCAUUGUAUCAGCACAACAGAGAAAUGGGAUAGUUAUGCCAGACCACAGGAAAAGAAGAGACAAUCGUUCCCCUUACGAGGUAAUCAAGGCAGAACUGAAGGAAAAGCCUUCCAAGCACAGCCACAAGCCACUGACAUCCACAGAAGUCUCUCAGAGGCAAUCAGAAAACAAAAGGUCUGUGAACCAUCCAGGUGGUAGGUCAGCACCUGGCACACGGAGGGAUAUAGUGCCUAAAUGCAAUGGAUCCCUCAUCAAAAUAAACUAUAACCGGCCUGCGGUUAAAGUGCCUACUACACCUACAAGCCCAGUGAAAAACUGGGGCGGAUUCCGAAUUCCAAAGAAGGGGGAGAGACAACACCAGGGAGAGAUCCAGGAGGAGACCUGCCACCAGAACUCUAACUAUCCAUACUUGGGCAUGGGCAGAGUUUUGCCUAAAGACAGGGCAAAAAGCAAACUAAAGACAGACAGGGAGAAUGAUGGGUAUGCUCCUGAUGCUGAAAUGAGUGACUCAGAAUCUGAGGUGGCUGAGAAAAAAUGCAGACAGCAAAGGCUUAGUCCAAACAGCACUAUCAACAGGAGGACAGACAUUAUUAGGAGAAGUAUCCUCGCUUCCUGACUGGACAGUAAGACACAUCUUCAAGCACCAUGGUCAAUAGAGGCACUGCUGCAAACCCACUCUGCUUUAUUUAUCGGUGUGAGGAGGGGAGGAUGGGGUUUUAGACAUGGCUACCGAUUGACAAAGAGAGAACCAGUUACCCCUGAGCUGUAUAAACAUGUUUACGUGCACUUAAGACUAUGAUUUUGCCCCGUCCCUGAGUCCUUAUAAUCUAUUUCUGUGAGAAGUUUGAACCUUUUUUAUUUGCAACUUUCUUGAGGAAAUAAGAUGACAUCACUAUUAAAAUGGAAUCUUUGGUGGAACACUAAAAGAAUUCGUUAAACACGUGGGGGGAAGGGGAGGUUGCAUCUGUCUCCCUUUAGCAAAACAGCACUGAGAAGAAUUUUUCCCUCUCCCCAAAAGCACAAGCUGUUAAAUUAACUAGUGUGUACUAUAUUAAAUAUGGUUAUUUAACCAUCCAGCAUUACUAAGCCCAUUACAAAUACUCACUUUCCUUAGACUGUGGCAAGUCUUCAAGUCAUAUUUGCCUGCAGAAUGUUUUUGUUGUAUGUGAGUUCAGUAUACAUGGCAGCUCUAAAUCUUCCAUAACUCCAGAGAGUUUACAUGUAAAUACAUCCAACAGGUAGUCAGUUUUAAUCACAAUUAUUGGAGAAAAAUGAAGGGGACAGGUUAGAGCUGCAGCUGCCUAGUGAUAUAACAGUAACAACAUGAAAAGACCCAGUCUCAGCACAGAGCCAUACUCCUAAGCUCUUCAGUUCUCGGGAAAGAAGAUAGUUCAUCCAGUUCUGAGAAAGGGACAAAUUUAGGAUCUACUGCAUUCUGUGGAACAAUCCACAAAGCAGCUUUAGCAUUAUCCAAUCACCUGCCCUCCAGGAAUAUGAUGACAAUUCAAGUGGGUAUGACUAACUUGAAGGCACUAGUCAGCAGGAUUUCCCAAUGCCAGCCACUUAUGCACUAAUGGUAUGUACUGGGAUAUCCAAGCAUCUGACACUAAAGCGUUACUUUAAAGAAGGACAAAUAUAUAUAUAUAUACACACACACAUGCAUAUAUAUUUUUAAAUAGAAUAAAAAGGAAAGGCAAUAAGUUGUGAAUAGCUCUUUACAUUCAGACCAAGAUAAAGUGAUUUCAUUCUGUUCUGGACUAGAAUUGAUGAGAGAGGGAGCUCACAGUGUGAUUACAUAACUUUUAAAAAUAACUGCGAAUGGCAAUAACUAGUGAGUAAGCUAUCAGCAAUAACAUUAACAGUACAUAGAGAGACUAUUUUGUUUGUGCACUGAAUAGAGUGCAUAUGUAUCAUAACAAUGGAUGUUAUAAGAGCCUGAAAUUUUUUGAAUUCUGCAUCAGUGUAAGGCAGGCACAAAACAGUUGAAAGAAAGUUUAAGCAGCAAUGCGUUUAGAAAUAUGGGCAGAUGGAAGAAUCCCUUUUUCUUUCCCCCAACCUACUGCUAUCAGUAUUCAGUUAUAUAAUACAUUUUAACAUUUAACCCCUUCUCAUUGGGGCAGGGAAAGAAUAAAGAAACAUUAGAACUUUGCUGUUAACUUUAAGUCUUCCAGCGGAUUCAGUUGACAAAAUAGGCUUAUUGACAUUCCAUCUUGCUAUGCAAGUUAUCAGAUAAUUAAAAACUUCAAACAAAUGCUUCCCUAUCAUUAGUUCUACUUUUUAAACUAAAGUGAGACAACCUUUUGACACUUAAUGGAAUAAUCUUGGGAAGGGGAAAUGUUUGUAUUGAAACGAUACUUUGUUAAACCUUGCUGCUCCUGAGAAACCAGAUUCAUCUCAUGACUUUGCUGGUCAGAUUAACUGGUUGUUGCACAUAACAAAGAAGGAAUGGUGGAUCUGAGUCAUACAGAGAUUCACUCUUGCCAUGACUUAAAAUAUUGAAGUUCUUGUUUGAUUAAAAAGAAGAAAAUUUUUAUUGGCUAUGGGAAAAGAGGGAAGUACAGUUGAUUUCACUUUCAACUUCAGCAACAUUUCUAGAUGAGGGCUAAGUUUAUUACUGUAAGGAGGUUGUGAUAUAGGGAAUUGUUUGUCAAGCCAUAGAAGGAAAAAAAAAUUAAAUUUGAUUCUAAGCAAACAUUUAACCUCACAUCAGUUUGAAAGAGGUACCUGAUUCAUUUGCACUAUUAUGAAUGCUAGCAUUGUGCAGAAAUAAUGCCUUAUCUGUUUUACUCCCCACACAUUUAGGUUAAUAAGCUUUCUAAUGUUCCACGUUAUGCUGAACCAAAUAAAACGCUUUUCCCAAACUCCUAAUUACAAAAAAGCUACAAGGCAAGCUAAUUGCAGUAUGACCAGCUGUAAAAGUUAGUUUCAUGCCAGGCUUAGCGCUCAGCAACAGAGGAGUCAUACGUAUAGCAGUAACAACCUAAACCCACCCCUUGUGUUUUAUUGGUAUGGAAUCAUUCAUUCUUUUUUUUUUUUUUAAGCUUUACCUUUCCUUGUGCAGAUUGACCAAGCAAUCUUUUUGAUUAUGAUUGGUGUAUUAUGUCAAAAUGUAGGCUAGUUAAACUUUUGUAAAGUUGCCUGGAAUGCCAUUUGUUAGGGUAUAAACACACACAAAUCUAAAUGAAGGGUUUAUUUGUGUCAUGUGUGCAAGUCUUAAUUAUUUUAAAAAUUUGAAAAAAAAAUGUCAUUACAUUUGUAAAAUCUUGUACAGAAGAUUUUUCACUAUGUGCCUAGCUUUGGUGUUCAUUCAGCUAAAAUUAAAAAAAAAAAGGUGCAUGAAGAGAAACCGAUAGAAUCAGAGAUAAAAAGUAUAUGUAGAGAUGACUAUUUUAUAUUACUUGGCCCAAUCCUGUAUUUAUUUCCCCCCUUUUCUGACGUAUUUAUAAAGAUCUAGUUGAAGACAGCUGUAUUUUUUUGUUAAAAUAUUUAGUAGAAUUGUGCCUUUUUGUCUGUAUGUGAAUAAAUGCUGUACAUUUUGCAAUAGAC